AUGUCUAUAUAUCGCAGUGUUACUUGGUUUGUGAAAGGACUGCGGGAAUACACCAAAGGUGGAUACCAGUCUGCCAGCAAACAUUUUAACUCAUCCGACCUUGAUGUUGACAUUGCCCAUCGCAGUUACAUGAUCACCGGAGCCAACAGUGGUAUUGGUCGGUUUGUGGCUCUAACAAUAGCAAAAAAAGGAGGGACAGUCCACUUGGUGUGUAGGAACAAAGACAGAGGCGAGGCUGCUCAAAAGGAUAUCCGGGAACAGGCUAGAAAUGAGAAUGUACAUCUACAUAUUGUUGACUUGUCAAGACCUGCCCAAAUUGUGGCCUUCACUGAGCAGUUCAAGAACAGUGGACAAACUCUCAAUGUUUUGAUCAAUAAUGCAGGAGUACUUGUAAAUGGUGACCAGCGGCAGGUAACUGAAGACGGACUGGAAACAACAUUUGCCACGAAUACUCUCGGAGUACAUAUGUUGACUAAGGGGCUGAUACCUGUCCUGAAGAAUGCAGAGGACCCUCGAGUUAUAACAGUCUCAUCGGGUGGCAUGCUGGUUCAAAAGCUUGAUGUAAAGGACCUACAGUUCGAGCGCAUGACCAAGUUUGAUGGCACCUUGGCAUAUUCUCAGACUAAACGACAGGAAGUUGUUUUAACUUCCUUAUAUGCCAAAUUGUAUCCAGAAAUCCACUUUUCCAGUAUGCAUCCAGGAUGGGUAGACACACCAGGAGUCCAGACAUCAUUGCCACAGUUUUAUGAAAAAAUGAAAGACAAAUUGCGAAGUGAAGAACAAGGAGCAGACACAGUGAUUUGGUUGGCUGUUUCUCCAGCCGCUACCAAACAUGGCAGUGGGCUCUUUUUUCAAGAUCGUACACCUGUCUCAACUCAUCUCCCCUUAGCCUGGACCAAAUCAUCCCCCGCAGAAGAGCAGGAGUUAAUUUCCAAACUGGAUGAGCUAGCACAGAAGUAUACUACUGUUUAA
Candidula unifasciata is the source of this 972-nucleotide messenger RNA. NCBI's taxonomy places the organism in Eukaryota, Metazoa, Mollusca, Gastropoda, Stylommatophora, Geomitridae. The record is from the annotation of a GenBank genome assembly.